Sorex araneus (European shrew) is the source of this 1851-nucleotide messenger RNA. RefSeq names its product heterogeneous nuclear ribonucleoprotein D (gene HNRNPD). Gene Ontology annotation, molecular function: RNA binding. The record is from RefSeq and is a predicted model, not a curated record. The transcript is spliced from 9 exons. Gene Ontology annotation, biological process: regulation of gene expression. Gene Ontology annotation, cellular component: nucleoplasm. Bases 422 to 1492 code for a protein of 356 amino acids. Lineage: Eukaryota; Metazoa; Chordata; Mammalia; Eulipotyphla; Soricidae.
AAAAAAAGGCAGCCCCUCAGCGGGCGAGGGGGCGGGGGCGGCGCCGAGGGCGCGCGCGCGUCACGUGACCGGGACGCGCCGUUCUUCCGUCGGCCAUUUUAGGUGGUCCGCGGCGGCGCCAUUAAAGCGAGGAGGAGGCGAGCGCGGCCGCCGCUGCUGCUGCUUUUUUCUCCCUGAGCGUCGCGGGCGAGAGCGGGAGUGCGCGCCGCGCGGGAGUGGGAGGCGAGGGGGGCAGGCCCGGGAGCGGCGCAGGAGCCUGUGGUGCAGCCGCGCGCGCCUUCCCUUUGCGUGCGGGGUGCUUGGCGCGGUCGAGCGGGGCGCGCGGCGCGGCGCGGCGGCGGCGGCGGGGAUUACUUGGCGGCGAGUUUUCGGUUCGCGGCGGCGGCGGGGGGUCGUCUCGGCGGCGGCGGCGGCGAGCACCAUGUCGGAGGAGCAGUUCGGCGGGGACGGGGCGGCGGCGGCGGCGGUAGGCGGCUCGGCGGGCGAGCAGGAGGGAGCCAUGGUGGCGGCGGCGCCGGGGGCAGCGGCGGCGGCGGCGGCGGCGGCGGGAAGCGGCGCCGGGACCGGGGGCGGCUCCGCGGCCGGAGGCCCCGAAGGGGGCAGCGCCGAGUCGGAGGGGGCGAAGAUCGAUGCCAGUAAGAACGAGGAGGAUGAAGGCCAUUCAAACUCCUCCCCACGACACUCUGAAGCAGCGACGGCACAGCGGGAAGAAUGGAAAAUGUUUAUAGGCGGCCUUAGCUGGGACACUACAAAGAAAGAUCUGAAGGACUACUUUUCCAAAUUUGGCGAAGUUGUAGACUGCACUCUGAAGUUAGAUCCUAUCACAGGGCGAUCGAGGGGGUUUGGCUUUGUGCUAUUUAAAGAGUCGGAGAGUGUAGAUAAGGUCAUGGAUCAAAAAGAACACAAAUUGAAUGGGAAGGUGAUUGAUCCUAAAAGGGCCAAAGCCAUGAAAACAAAAGAACCUGUUAAAAAAAUAUUUGUUGGUGGCCUUUCUCCAGAUACACCUGAAGAGAAAAUAAGGGAGUACUUUGGUGGUUUUGGUGAGGUGGAAUCCAUAGAACUCCCCAUGGACAACAAGACCAAUAAGAGGCGUGGAUUCUGCUUUAUAACCUUUAAGGAAGAGGAACCAGUGAAGAAGAUCAUGGAAAAGAAAUACCACAAUGUUGGUCUAAGUAAAUGUGAGAUCAAAGUGGCCAUGUCCAAGGAGCAGUAUCAGCAGCAGCAGCAGUGGGGGUCUAGAGGAGGGUUUGCAGGAAGAGCUCGCGGAAGAGGUGGUGGCCCCAGUCAAAACUGGAACCAGGGAUAUAGUAACUAUUGGAAUCAAGGCUAUGGCAACUAUGGAUAUAACAGCCAAGGUUACGGUGGUUAUGGAGGAUAUGACUACACUGGUUACAACAACUACUAUGGAUAUGGUGAUUAUAGCAACCAGCAGAGUGGUUAUGGGAAAGUAUCCAGGCGAGGUGGUCAUCAAAAUAGCUACAAACCAUACUAAAUUAUUCCAUUUGCAACUUAUCCCCAACAGGUGGUGAAGCAGUAUUUUCCAAUUUGAAGAUUCAUUUGAUGGUGGCUCCUGCCACCUGCUAAUAGCAGUUCAAACUAAAUUUUUUGUAUCAAGUCCCCGAAUGGAAGUAUGACGUUGGGUCCCUCUGAAGUUUAAUUCUGAGUUCUCAUUAAAAGAAAUUUGCUUUCAUUGUUUUAUUUCUUAAUUGCUAUGCUUCAGAAUCAAUUUGUGUUUUAUGCCCUCCCCCCCCAGUAUUGUAGAGCAAGUCUUGUGUUACAAGCCCAGUGUGACAGUGUCAUGAUGUAGUAGUGUCUUACUGGUUUUUUAAUAAAUCCUUUUGUAUAAAAAUG